CAAUCCUCUGUAGUAUAAGAUCCUUGGCUGAUCCUUCGCUGUGGGUAGUAAAUAAUCGAAUGGAUAACGGGAGAUGGAAUCGUAAGAGUCGUUGAUGUGUUAUUAGUUCGUGUGUAACCGAAGCACGCUUUUUGAUUUCAGUGUUUGACACAACUUGUUCGAAAUAAUUGUUAUGAAGUAACCAAUAUUCGACUAAUGGAUACCCAUAUAAGGCCUUAUAAAUGAUUAUGAUGCUGUAUAUGUUAUCAUUUAUUGAGUAUCCACAGUGAGUGAGCCUAUAAGCUACUUUAAAGGGCUUAUCAAUUGUAUUUUUAAUUAUUGAACACUUAAUUUGCUGCAUUAGUUAUGGAUAUUCGUGGUAUCGAAGUUACAAAUCAAUUAAGGAGUGCAAUCCGUGCCAAACUUUUGGAGUUAGGAGUAAGGUAUGACGAAGAAUUACCCGAUUAUAUCCUUGUCAUGGUUGUGAACAAAAAAUCUCGACAACAAAUGCACGAAGAUUUGCAUUUAUUUUUGGAAGAUUCUACUGCUCCAUUUGUCGAUUGGUUACAUGACCAAGUUUUGAAAAAGCUGCAAAAGGUAACGGUGACUAAAAGAAAGUCAUCCAGAGAAUUCGUGCCAACUGUCGUGGUGAAACAAGAAGAAGAACGAAAGAAAAAGAAACUCAACCCAACUUCUUUCUUAGAUUCUCAUGGAAAUAUUCAAAAUAAUGAAAAGCCGGAUAAGAUUGCAGGAAGUGAGAAGUCCGUAGCAAAAUUACGGAUAAAAUCGUUAAUGGGUAUUCAGAAUUCUGAAUCGAUACAGAAGAAAAGCUUAGAAAAACCCACUAAAGGAAGUAGCACUUCAGAUACCCAAUUACAAGAUGUACCAGACAAUGUACGAUCGGAAAGAAAUCAUAACGUAUCGCAGAAAACUGAUACGUGCAUCGACGAGUCAAUGGACAAUGUUUCACCCAAAACUUCGUGCUCAUUAGAAACACCAUGUAAUAUAUCUGCAGAAGCUCAAAUAGAUACAGACACGCAGGAAAUUGUUGACAGCAAACAUUACAGUUCUUGCUCCAAUUUAAAGCUUACAAAACAAUCAAAGGAUUCAGAAGCGGAAGAUAAUAUUGAAGGAAAAAGAUUAAAAUCGUGUAUUAACAAACCAAGAGUUACAUCGGUAGUUUCUGUAAAAAAUCGCCUUGGUAUUAUUUCAUUACGUAAAAAAUUUGAAAUUCACAGGGAUAAAUCAGCCAUAAACGAUUGUCAUCGAUUACCAGAAAAGCAUUUCAACAGAUUCAGUGGUAGAAAUCGACAAAACAUUCAUGGACGAAGUUUUCAAGAGGAAGAUGUCGCGAGUAAGUUUUGUGAAAUGGCAGAGAAGCCUACUGACAUUAAGAGUCGGUUAGGUAACAAUAGACAAGAAAAAUCACAUAAAAGUACCGAAGUAAAAGACCAAUUCAAUACUAAUGUAAAAAUGAAAUCCCUGGGGAUACCAGGAGCUACCGUUAAGGACCGUUUGGGUAUAGGAAACAAUGCAAAGUGUAGUACAUUGUAUGCAAAUAAAAAUCAAUGUAAUUCAAAUUUUAAUCCAAAGAUUAAGCACAGAUUGGGACCAUUGAAGAACAAUUUUAAAUCAACUAGCAAUAAGGGAGGAUUCUACAAAACCCCUUACGGCAACGAAGAUAGUAAAUGCUUGAAUUUAAAUGCCGAAGAUGAAAUAGAUGACAAUGGAGAGUCGGUAGUACAUGGGCCUAUACGCUCACACAUAGUAGCCGUGAAAGCACCAUUGAAAGGCUUGACAAGAAGGAAACAUCCAAUAUUGCCAGAGAAAAUGGGUAAAGGAACGUUAUCCGACAGGGAUGAUAAAAUUACGGAUGAUAAUAAAUUAUCAAGUAAAGUAAUUGUCACACCCAGGCCUUUAAAACCUUUGCAACCAAUUCAAAAGCGAGCAACCCAGUCUUUAUUGCUUAGGGCUGUAGCUGAAGCAAAUCGAUCGGUUGUUAAACAGAAGAACCCAGAACCAUUGUUAAUGGAUAAAAAGCCAGCGUUAAAGAAUUUGAAGAAUCAUAUGGCAUGGGAAAUAGGUCAAAACCUAUCGGUCCAUCUGAAUUCUAGCAAAAGGUUCGUAAUGGAAAAAAUUCAAGUGGAACUCACAACGGAAGAGUCUUCCGAUAAUAAAUCUGAUUCCUAUGUUCCGCAAGGCCUUCCCGAGGAACACAUGGGUGUAGUAAUGUCCUUGUUCCAAAGGACUGAUGACAACCAAAAAUUUUUAGUUACAUUAAAUGGAUACAAUAGCAACGUUUUGAAGGAUAGAUCCCUAUGUGACGAAGAUGAACGUUUAGAGAUGGAGGUGAACGAGGACGACGAAAUUGCCCUUUCCUCCGUUCAGGCGGAUUCACGUGUUCAAGAACAGCAGCAGUCUUCGGAUACAUUAGACAUGCUAAAUGACAGAAAUGAAGUUUGCAUAAAUGACGAUGCGUUAAGAUAUGAAGAAAAUAUUGAAAACUGUAAUACAGAAAAUGUUGACGUUGAUGACGAGGAUGUGCCUACGAAAAAAAGGAAAUUAAGCCCUAUUGUGUACAAUCGGUCUCGAUCACAAAGUCCGAGCGAUUCGAAAUCAAUCUCCAAUCGUCAUUUAACAGAUGCAAAACAUCUGGAUCCAUCGCUUUCAAUUGAUACUGUCAUACCGGCAUUAAAUGACAAGAGCAGGGAGAAAUGCAGAUAUUGGCCAAACUGUACAUUAGGGAAUAAAUGUGCUUAUUACCAUCCUGCCGUGCCCUGCAGCCUUUUUCCUGCCUGCAAGUUCGGUGAGAAGUGUGUUUACAAGCACCCCAAAUGCAAAUUUGGUCUGUCAUGUACAAAAUUAGGAUGCAUAUUUUCACAUCCUGCCCAGCAAUGCAAAUAUCACCCAUUCUGCACCAAACCUGCUUGUCCGUUUUCUCAUCCACCGGUUCAACCGCCUACGCAUUCGGGCCCAUCGGGUCAGAGAACGAAAUUUACAUGGCGAAGGCGAGGAUAAAAUAUGCAACGUAUCUAAGGUGAUCAAGGAAUCAUUGUUUUCGAAUCUGAUAUCAUCAACAUUAGUAAUAGCAGCUUAAAAAUAUUUUUCAUUAACCCAUAGUUUGUCAAUAUAAUAAAACAAAAUGUAUCGACGUUUCUUUAUCUAAGAGUACUCGUGUGUAUAUUCUAGAUUGAAAAUUAUUAUAUUGUAAGUUAUGGCACCUUACUCCCUCUAAAAUUACACGCCAAUCAAUAUUUUAUGAGUCAUAGAGUAUGUAUCGUAUGAUAAGCUAAUGAAAUUACCGUUCGAACGCUUAAUGGUUAUGAAACAAAUGUAUAUAUCUUUAUGUAAGUAAAUCCAUAGAGAAAGAACGCAAUGUCAAUCGAAGACAAAUUUUACCAAAUAUAUGUAGUAUUCGGAAAAAUA
Molecule: messenger RNA, 3405 nt
Organism: Orussus abietinus
Lineage: Eukaryota; Metazoa; Arthropoda; Insecta; Hymenoptera; Orussidae
Gene: Nab2
Product: zinc finger CCCH domain-containing protein 14
Exons: 7
Coding region: 346-2997 (883 amino acids)
Biological process (GO): regulation of mRNA stability
Cellular component (GO): nucleus; cytoplasm
Molecular function (GO): poly(A) binding; metal ion binding
Source: RefSeq, a predicted model, not a curated record